AUGCGACCGGCUCUUCUUCGACUCCUGAAGAGGCCGUCUGCCAUCUCGGUUCUCGACACCCUCGCCGCAACACCGACCGGAAUCGAGCAGUUGGAGUCAAGAUACGCGCGCCUACGAUGUCAAUCGCGAUGUGUCCAUCCAGAAGCAUCAGACGAUAACGUGGAGACGGUGCAGGCAGUUGAAGCUCGACAGCAAACCAGAGGCGAGAGGCGGCCCUUCAAUUUUCCCAUCUAUGAGAUCGAACCUUCAGAGACGGAUCGAGUACCAAUUUCCUCGUCACUUGUGAGACGAACAUCCAAGAAUACCAGUACAAAAUGUCCGAUCACAUCAUUACGGUUACAGCCAGAGAGACUCCAGUUUGAAUCGGACGUUGGUCAUUGCAAUGACAUUGGAACACGCCUGGUCGACCAUGCAGAGAACAAGAAUGAUUUCGAGCUUUGGGAGGAACUUUUGAAAUUUCGCCAGCGGCAUUACGGCGAAAAAGGGACACAAGAUAUUUGGGAAGGGCUGACAGUCCGUUUGCGUGGUGUCCAGAUACCGGUGACUGGGGAAAGAGCCGACUUCCUUUGGCGAAGCUUUGUGAGACUGGGAUUGAGGCGAGACCUUUUCCUGAUAGAAGUGAUGGAAUACGCGAUGGAUUUACACAGACGGGAAGGUCAAUCUUGGCCACGACUCUACGAAAGUGUUGUGGGUGGCCUUCUUGAUCGGGGGUUGACGAAACGAGCCUUACGAUGGAACAAAAAAUUCCAAGCAUCUGGCUUGGCCUCUCCGAAUGAUGUGCUGCAAGUUCUCCUGCCAGUCAUUCGACCAACAGCCCUUGUGGAAAGUGCUCGAGAUUGGCAUCAUGCCAAGGCUGUCAGACCAUCUUCGCUUUUACGGACCUUUCGACUUUUAUGUCGGUCAGCCGAGGGCCAUCAAAUAUAUGGGCCAGUCAUGUCAACAUUAAUCAAACAUGGCUACGGAGAGGGUGCAAUCUCCAUACAUCCAUUUUUGGUUGCACGCAAUGAUCACCCGAAAUCGCGCAGCGAAAUCCAACCUCUGUUGGAUUAUGCCCGAAUGUAUGGGUUUUGGGACGAAAAUAAGAAACUACAGGCAUAUGCCAAUGAACGAUUUGACACCUCAUCCUCGGAGGUACCUACUAAGGGUCCCAAGAAGGCAAGGCAGGAUAUGUCGGAUGGGACACCAUUCAAGGAUGACAUUGGAGCUCGACUGCUCGCCACUCGCGCCCUAAACUUCGACAUGGUCCUCGGUGGGCUGAAGAUGCUUGGCGUGUCAGCAAUCGGCCCAAGGAGCUUACGUGAGCUGGCUGUCCGAGCGCAUGGGAGCCAGGACAUCCUCGAUAAGAUCAAGACGCUCCGACAGGCCGGCAUCUCUAUAGGAGAUUCCGUUUUCGCUCGAUUGGUCCAGAAAUUGGCAUCCCAAAAUCGCGACAUUCUCCUUUCCGACCUGUUGCUAAGUGAUCAGCAUCCUGAUGUUCUUGAAGACAAGACCAUGCAGGAAUCACUGCUCAUCUCGUAUUACAUAGCUCGUGAUAUGCAGCAGUACAACAUGGCUCUCGCAGUUCUUGCAGAGUUGUACCCAGAAGACCCAGACCUGUUGGAUAUCCAUUUCCGCAAGCACAUUGCUGCCGGCGAUCUGGGGGCUGCGUCCAAGAUUGUGGACGAGCUGACGCUGCGGGGAAGGCCUCUGAGUGAGGAUAGCCUGGAUUUCAUGGCCGAGAAGGUUUUGACACCUCGCCGACCUAACCAUCGACCGAAUGCCCCGCCUGGACAGUCACUCGAUACCAAGCGCGAAGUAAUGUUCAUCUUCCGGGUUCUUCAGCGCUCCGUCCCGUCGGGCGGUUAUGUCAAUCCGUUCUUCUGGAAGGAAAUGCUUAAACGCCUUGGCAUGGAGGGUCAUUGGACUGAGCUUCGAGAAUGCUGCCUAUGGCUAGCGCGUCAAUAUGGAACUCGAAAAGGAGAAUUCUGGGCUACGGUACUCGCUGGAUCGCCGACGGGUCAUGACGACCGAAUGUUGAAGCUAAUUUUCAGUCCCCCAAUGCAAACCGCGCUCGUGUCCUGGGGGUUCAAGGCGCAGGUGACCAGUGCUACUGCUGCAAACGCCAUCUGUCUGCAUCCGACCACUCAAGAGCCGCUCAUCCAGUGGGUCCGUGGACUUCUUUUACUAAGAGAGCUGGAACAAGCUGGUCUCGUUCUCCAGAAGCGUGUCAUCCUGGACGCUACUCGGCACCGCUUGGCUACGCUGUUUGGUCGAUUCAGCCUUUCGCAUUCUCGCUUGAAUCGAGUGCUUCGACGGCACAAUCCGUAUCGAUGGCAGCGUGUGGUUGGAGACGUCUUGCGGGCCUGGGGUGAUCCCUCUUUCUUCGGCGGACUGGAGCACAUCGAACCAACGAAAUUGAUGAAUCCCGGUCGAACCCCGUCCUCACUGCGACGGUCGGCUCAGACAGCUUGGCCGAGGAAAAGGGGUCGAUGA
Penicillium daleae is the source of this 2472-nucleotide messenger RNA. RefSeq lists its product as uncharacterized. Lineage: Eukaryota; Fungi; Ascomycota; Eurotiomycetes; Eurotiales; Aspergillaceae. The record is from RefSeq and is a predicted model, not a curated record. Bases 1 to 2472 code for a protein of 823 amino acids. The transcript has a single exon.